AUGGAGACAACAGAAGCGGCCAUCAGUGGGAUGUACCUUGCCACGCUGCUUUACAUCUUUCCUAAGGUGGUCAAAGACGACGAGUCAAGUCCAUUGCCCAGAAGGGAAGGACAAGCUGGCCAUAUUUCCGGGAAGAGAAAGGUCUACCUAAAGGACGACACGACUGGACAACCCUCACCCAAACCGGUGAAGAGACCAGAAAGCGCGGGAAACGCUGCACAGACGUCGUCUCCGCUCAGGGUGUUCGUGUACGACCUUCCUUCGGAAUUCAACUCCGGCCUUGUCCACUGCAUCCAGGUGAAGAAUAGAUGCUACCAGCUACAGGACUAUGGAAUGGGGUUAGAGUUUGCCCGAUAUGGGAACGUGUCGUUCAGAAGUACGCACAUGUUUUCACUCGAAGUUAUCCUCCACCAAAAACUACUGUCCAGCACCUUCCGCACACUAGACCCAGAAAAGGCCGACGUGUUCUACAUUCCCUACUACCCAGCACUUGCUGCAGCCUGUGAGCCGGUAAGCACCAUAGACAGCCCCGCACUAGACAGAGAACUAUGGCAGUUCAUCACGAGUAACUACCCUUACUUCCAGCAAGGAAAGCCACAUAUGAUGGCACUAGGCAGGAUAGAAAGGGAGCAUGCUGACGUCACAGGCGGGAUCCUAAAAACCCGGGAGUCUCGCUCGGUAACGUUCGUCGCCAUCGAGCACGAGUCGGACCCGAAGACUUUGAAGUUCAUCAGACGAAGCGGGUUGCCAAUGGUGGUGGCGCCGUAUCCUUCCUGUGGACAUCUUCUUUCUGACAACAAGUUUGGAGGAGAAUCAAAAUCCGAGAGAACUCAGUUGGACAUACCAAGAGACGUGUUGGUAUUGUUUGCCGGGAGCAGGCGAAUGUCGCACGACAUAAGGCGGAUUCUCAGUCAACAGCUUCGGCCGACAUCAGAGAAGUAUGACGCAACUUCUUCACUCAACAAGCAAAACGUGUGGGUCAUCACACAGGAGUGUAGAGACAGAAGCUGGCAGGAGAAUCUGGGUGAGUGGAUGCACCAUUCUGUUUUCUGUCUCCAGCCCCCUGGGGAUUCUCCAACCAGAAAGUCCUUCUUUGACGCCGUACAAUGCGGGUGUAUACCCGUGAUAUUCAAGUUAGACCACGAACCCGUGUAUCCAUUCGAUGACGUUUUAGACUAUUCCAAGUUUACGGUCAAAGUGACGGAUGGUGACUUUUUUCAAGAGAAACGGUCAAUCGUUGACAUCUUGCAAGAUAUUCCAGAAGCGGUGAUUGCUGCAAAGCGAGCUGAACUCCGACAGGUGACGCCACUGCUACAAUAUUCGUACCCGCCGUUACCAGAAACACAUGUACAGGACGCGUUUGACAUGAUUAUGCAAGAAAUAGGACGGACCAGGGGCGGUAGAUCUAACGUUAGACGCCGCUAUGGUAGCAAAGUAAGGAAAGUUGUUGGAAGGGGAGCGGGAGGCUGGGUUGUGCAGUAA
Branchiostoma floridae (Florida lancelet) is the source of this 1482-nucleotide messenger RNA. RefSeq names its product probable xyloglucan galactosyltransferase GT20. The transcript is spliced from 3 exons. Bases 1 to 1482 code for a protein of 493 amino acids. Lineage: Eukaryota; Metazoa; Chordata; Leptocardii; Amphioxiformes; Branchiostomatidae. The record is from RefSeq and is a predicted model, not a curated record. Gene Ontology annotation, molecular function: glycosyltransferase activity.